AGAGAGGGCGGGGACCAGGCGGCGGCCGCAGCCGCAGGAAUAUGCUGGAAGGUAGCGGGCGGGUGCCCGGGAGGUGCUGAAGGGACAGUUCCCGCCGCCGAACUUGGCCCGCGGCGGGUGGGCGGGUGGGGCGGCCCUGGAACCCGCGGGCACGUGAGCGAUGGAGACCAUCUGGAUCUACCAGUUCCGCCUCAUCGUGAUCGGGGACUCCACCGUGGGCAAGUCGUGCCUCCUGCACCGCUUCACUCAGGGCCGCUUUCCUGGGCUGCGCUCCCCCGCCUGCGACCCCACCGUCGGCGUGGACUUCUUCUCCCGCCUGCUGGAGAUCGAGCCGGGCAAGAGGAUCAAGCUGCAGCUCUGGGAUACAGCGGGACAGGAGCGGUUCAGGUCAAUAACUCGAUCUUAUUACCGCAACUCGGUUGGUGGAUUUUUGGUAUUUGACAUUACCAACCGACGAUCUUUUGAGCAUGUGAAAGACUGGCUAGAAGAAGCAAAAAUGUAUGUACAGCCAUUUCGGAUUGUGUUUCUGCUGGUGGGACAUAAAUGUGACUUAGCCUCGCAGCGUCAAGUCACAAGGGAAGAAGCCGAAAGACUGUCCGCAGACUGUGGGAUGAAGUAUAUAGAAACCUCGGCAAAAGAUGCUACAAAUGUAGAGGAAUCCUUCACCAUCUUGACAAGAGACAUCUACGAGCUUAUUAAACGGGGGGAAAUUUGUAUUCAGGAUGGCUGGGAAGGGGUUAAAAGCGGUUUUGUUCCAAAUACCGUGCAUUCUUCUGAGGAAGCAGUAAAGCCCCGGAAAGAGUGCUUCUGUUGACUUCAAACACGCCGAAGAACCAAGAACAAACUGGGUGUCAUUUCAGGAUAAAUACCAACAUUAAGCACAGAAUGAUGUGACAAAAGCGUUGAAAAAAGUCAUAAACCCAUGCUAACACUAUUUUGUAAGGUAUUUGAUUCAGAGCAGUGCGCUUACUUGUUAAAGUACCAGAUUGGUAUUCGGCUAAAUUAUCAGGCAAAGCAGACAACUUGCUCUUGAAACUGGAGUGUCUACAUAAUUACCUCCACUCUCACUUUGCUAGCAUAUAACUGACCUUAACGUCCAAAUAUGUCAAUAUUACUCAUCUUUCUUGACAGUUUGAAAUGGGUGUUUUGUGCACAUAUAUAGUCUGAUUGAAAAGAUUUUAUCAGGAAUAAAAUUCUCUUGAGUUAAUUAAUUAAUAUUAAAUAGUAAAGUGGAUUUUAAAGUGCACUGUUCACUUACAAAAUAAACAAUCUCAGAGUUAUCAACUAGGCCUAAAGGAACAGUUCCUUGUUAAAGGUACCAGGUUUUAAACCAUCCUCUGAAACAUUUAUCCUCUCUUAAUUUUGCCUGGACAUAAGAAGAUAAGUUUUUUACUCAUUUUUGUUCUCUGAUUUUAUUUCUCCUAAAAUUUUUAUGUUUUAUAAAGGUGUCUAAGGAUCCAAGCAAAAUGUUUUGCUGCAAAUAUUUGUGAAAAUAAAAAUGAAGGACCACUGUCAGGAAAUGUUCUGUUGUUACAGUAGACUGUCCUUAUUUAGACAAGAAAAACAAAUUUAUAUGCUGAUAUUGUCAAAGAAAGUAAAUUCAAUUCACCUUGAACUAUUAUCAGAAUUAUCAAUAUAGGUAAAUAUAGAAUGUUUCUAGUAAUAGCUUGCUUUGUCCAAGUAAAUUUCCAAAUUGCCCCAUUUUCAAUACAAGGAAAAAUGUAGAAAAGAUUUUUCUGAGUGAGAAAAAUUGGCUAGAUGUUUGAUAUAUUUAGCAUUCAGAUUUUCUUUUACAAUCUCACCAGUAAAAGUAAAGAUAGAAUAAUGAGUUAAGGCUGUAAGAUAAUGUUUCCUAAUUUUUAACUUACUGAUUAAAUUAAGUAAAUUAAAAAUGUCCCGCCUUGAAGGGACAUUUUUAUCACAUUGUCAAAUAUUUUAUAAUGUACGUUUCUAUUCUGGUCUGUAAACCAUCCCUGAUCCCAAAGAAGCACCAAAUGAAGCUGCGUUUUUGGAAUCAUGAGUUCUUUACUGUUAAACUAUAGCUCCUUCAUUUGUCUGAAAACCAAUGUGGUAUGUAUAGCAGAAGAAAUUGGAAAACCUGGGUUCUAAGCUUGCCUUUGCUCUCCAAUAUUUGUACAUGUGUAAAUCACUUAACCUCUCUCUAAACACUAGCUUUCUUAUCUGUAAAACAAGAUUAAUAACCCCAUUUAUUUUAUUUCAUGGAAUUAUUUUGAAAGUCCAGCGAAUUAUGUAGAAAAGCUUUGUAAAUCAAGCAAGUAAUACACAAAUGUGAGCUCACGAGCAGCUGCUCACGGGCACACUAUAUUUACAAACGUAUGAGAAUUUGUUCUCCUAUUCUUCUCCUUCAUUCUCACAUAGGAGGAGAAAAGAAAGUGCAUGCUUCCAUGGAUCUGGGGCAGUUCUUGGUUUGAUGUAUUUCUCUGCCCUCUUACCCUGAAACCCCGCUCCUCCAAAGUGGAAAUGAUGGGGAAGGAAAUCCCAGGAGACUUGUUUCAAUCAAAAGUCAUGUUUGAAUGUGGUUCUUGUGCCUCUUUGAAGUAGAUGUUUAAUUGUAUUUUUAAAUAGUUACACCUUACCUAGGUUAAUGUAAGUAUUUUUAUAGUGCUUGUGGCGAGAAUAUAAAUUAUACCAUCACGAUAAAAUUUGUGAAUGUAUUGUCAACAUUUUCUUGAUAUCCUCAGAUUAAUUUCACUUGAGUGAGUUUAACCUGUAAUCGGCUACAUAAGAAAAUACUGUCCCCUCAGAUGUGACGUAGCCUAAUUUUCUAGUUUUACUUUUGCAAUUUUAAAUUUUAUAUUACAAUUUUCCAUCAGUCGGAAGUGGCAUAAACUCAAAUACUGAACACUUAACAAUCUAUUGUUUGGAGUGCAGUUACCUGUGGCUACUUGUGAAGUUAAAUAGCUAAAGCAUAAAAUGUGAUUUAACCUUCGGUGGACGCCCUUUAUUAAUAAUAAUGUUGGGGUAGGACUCAUCUUCAGUCAAAGGGUAUGAUGUGUUCCAAGAUUCAGAAUAAAAUUGAGGGUCAAAGAAACAAAUGGGAGAGCAGGGCCCCAAAAAGCCGAUACUUACCAAGAUCACAUGUGAGCAGAAGCAAGCCUAGACCUCUAGCUGUCCAUGAUUACAUGAUUGGUAUCCUUUUUCAUUACCAUGCUGCGUCAGCGCAUGUAUGUGUGUGUGUUGAAGAUAAGGGGAAAUGUUAUCUGACGGCAUCCACAAAGCACUGAAAUUGGGCUAAAUCAUUACGGUGUCGGAGGAGCUACUUGUGGCAAAACAGUACUAAAAUGUGCGGUGACUACAGAAAUAUGAGUUCUUAUACCAGAUUGCCAAAUGUCUGUGUAAUCUUAGCCAGACGUCUUUAUCAAUUUACCUAUCUCUGUGUAUAAAUAAAUAGCUGACCUAUUUUCUUACACAUCAUUAUAGAGAAUACGGCUAAUAAUGCCAAUGUAGUAAAAAUAUCUGCUCCAGGCAAAACAUUUUGACUUAGGUUCUUAGAAGUCAGAUAUGCUUGAUUUUACAUGAAAAUUCUUUCAUUUAAAAUUUAAUUUAAAUUUAAACAUUAUUUAAAAUUUUUAAAACUUAGAACUAAUGAAUGAUGUAAUUACUGAAUAGUUUAAAUGUGAUUAAAAAGAAAUUAAAGAACCAUCCAAUCAGAUAAUAAACUUGUCCCUGACAGAAACUGUUCAUUUUGAGUUGCAAAAACACUUUCAGUGCAUGUCGUGACGUGAAGUUUCAUUUGAUGGUAAGCUUAAGACAAAAUGAUGAUGUAAUCAGAGUGCUUUUAAAUGUGGCCUUUAUGUACAUUAACAGUAGCAAACAAGAUUUUUUUGAGCCUGGAAACUUGAGAAUUUACUCUGGGUUUCCAGCAGGCGCAAAGCACUGUAUUUUUGUUUGUUUGUUUAUCUGUUUGUUUUGAUUUUUUUAUUUUUUGGUGGCAACAAAAGCAGUCCUUUCUAUUAUUGUUAAGAUAACUUUGGCAAUCUUUUCACCCAACUUUACAUCACUGAAAACCUGAAUCUAUGGAUUAAUAAAUCAUAUUAGGAGUGCUUUUGUCAGAUUUUAUAUUGCCCUUGAUUCAGUUAAGAACAAAGCUUCUUUUGACUUAAAAGAGUGCACUAUACUUGAAUAAUUUCCUUAGUUGUGACAUAGUGAGAAGGAUUCAAAGGACUAAUGACCCAUUUGAUAAGCAAACUCAUUCGUUCCCCAGUAACUGCCUGGAGAGAUUUAGUUGGAAAUGCAAAGGAAACGUGUAAUCACUAAGAAAAAAUUAAUGAAAAACUAUAAAGGCUUUAAAGUUAGAUCCUUGGUAGUUUAAAAUGGCAGAAUGCAUUCCCAAUUAGAAACUAACUCGUGGAUAUUCCAUAGCUGAUAAAUAGCCAUCUCUGCUUCAAAAUCUUUCUAAAUUCCAGUGUUUUCACUAAACUUUACUGAGCAACUGAUCUUUAAAAUAACUAUUAAACUGUUCUCCUGAAUCUGAAUGAACUGCUGCAUGACUUGGUAUUCCCAAAAUCUUAAAAGCACCUGAAUGAUGAGCUGUGACAAUCUAACCAAUUAUUGCAUCAUCUAGUUCACUUACUACACAUAAUCAUGGUAUAGAAUGAAUGAAGGGGAAAGAAAAAAUUUAAAGAUAUUUUAAAAAAUGGUGUUCCUUGUUGCUGUCUCUCUGGGUAAAUUUUUUGUCUUUUUUUUAAAUAUUGCCUAAAACAUUGUCUUAUCAAUGUGACAUUCAGUGACUACUAAUUGAUGGUUAUUAUGUUGAAUUAAUCCUAUUAAAUGUCGGUUCCAUAUAUUUAAUUUUAAUUUAUACAUUCCAUAGAGGAACAAACAUGUUUUACUACAGUCAUCUCUUGUCAUUUUUUUUAGAAUGACAGCCAAUGGAAGAAAGAUAUGGUCUAAACAUUUUGAAGUAUGUUAUUAGUGUUAUUUGAUUUUAAAUAAUAAUGAAUAAAAAGAAUGAGAAUGAGAA
This is a messenger RNA of Vicugna pacos (alpaca), 4984 nucleotides long. RefSeq names its product RAB39A, member RAS oncogene family (gene RAB39A). The record is from RefSeq and is a predicted model, not a curated record. Gene Ontology annotation, molecular function: GTP binding; GTPase activity. Gene Ontology annotation, biological process: Rab protein signal transduction. Lineage: Eukaryota; Metazoa; Chordata; Mammalia; Artiodactyla; Camelidae.